This is a messenger RNA of Armigeres subalbatus, 810 nucleotides long. RefSeq names its product protein lethal(2)essential for life-like. The coding region runs from base 150 to 701 and encodes 183 amino acids. Gene Ontology annotation, cellular component: nucleus; cytoplasm. The transcript has a single exon. NCBI's taxonomy places the organism in Eukaryota, Metazoa, Arthropoda, Insecta, Diptera, Culicidae. The record is from RefSeq and is a predicted model, not a curated record. Gene Ontology annotation, biological process: protein refolding; response to heat.
UCUACCCGGCAUCAGUCUGCAAAUUGAACGCAAACAAGAAAGUGAGUCUAUCGUUAGUGCCGUGUGAAGUCCUUACUUAAAAUUGAAAUUUUGGUCAUCGAUAAACGUUGUGAUAAACCAAGUGAAUCUACAAAAUAAAAUAAAGCACCAUGAUUGUUGUACCAAUGCUGUCCAGUGAUUUAUGGGACGAAUGUCCCUAUGAGUACACACGUGGAGAUCAUUUUCCUAGUGGAUUCAUGAUAACGUUGAACAGCAAACCCAAGUCGUGUAAUCGAAAAUCGGAUUGCCUCAAUCCAAAGCAAUUGAUCGACCAUGUAGAGAGUCCAGUAAAAGAACUAUCACCUGAACAUUUCGAACUCAGAUUGAAUGUUCAAAUGUUCAAACCAGAAGAGAUUUCAGUGAAGGCGACUAAUCAGUCCAUCAUUGUUGAAGCCAAGCAUGAGGAGGAUAAUGGAAACAGUUACGAAUGUGAAGAAUUCAUUCGACGGAUACGACUACCACCUGGAUACGACAGCGAACAAAUUGUAUCAUCGAUGUCGUCCGAUGGAGUAUUAACGAUCAGCGCACCCAAGUUGGCGCUACCUGAGCCUGUAAAAGAACGCACGAUAGCAAUAAAGUACGAAAAUAUGACAAAUGCAGAGCAAAAACAAGAUGAAUCGAAGACUGACCAGAGUUUUACGUUGGAAGAUCUCGACGAAUAGAGAACAUUGCAUUCAUAGUGUUAAGUUUUUUAGUGUUAUUUUUAAUUAUUAAUGGAUUUUAUUUAAUUUCAAGACUACUUGUUAAUAAAAAAACCUUUUCCACAAAAUA